Phytophthora sojae is the source of this 330-nucleotide messenger RNA. RefSeq lists its product as hypothetical. Bases 1 to 330 code for a protein of 109 amino acids. The record is from RefSeq and is a predicted model, not a curated record. Lineage: Eukaryota; Oomycota; Peronosporomycetes; Peronosporales; Peronosporaceae. The transcript has a single exon.
AUGGCGGAGACCAAGGAGGUGCUGCGCAUGUACCGGCGCAUCCUCAAGCUGGCGCAGCGCUACCCGAGCGUCAAGCGCGAGUCGAUCAUCCGCGACAUCAAGACGGAGUUCCACGCCAACAAGGACCUCACGGACGCGCAGAAGAUCCGCGAGGAGCUAGCGUCCGUGCGCGCGGGCAUCAAGGAGCUGUCCAUGUACGCCAGUCUGCAUCCGUCGCUGCCCAAUUGGAGCGUCGAGGUGGGGCGUGACGCCAUCCAGCCGCCGCCUCCGGUGCAUGGCGGAGUAAACGCAAAGGUCGUGGGUGAUGGCAAUAAGGAUAGUAGCAAUUAA